UGGAGUUCAUCAGCUUACUUUUUUUGGAAACACUACUGAACUUUGACUUACGGUAACCAAAAGAAGGCAAAUGGGAAUUGCCAAUCACGAGAAGAAUCUAUCUCUCCACUCCAUAAAUAGCUCCUUCUCGAUUAUUGGUUUAUUUACUGAAGUGAUCUUUUUUUAGCUUUAUUAGAAUCAUAAACUUCUAAUCCAGUUUCCAAGAGAUCGUCAUGUCAUCAAUGAUGCCAGACUGGUCUCUCCUACCGGAGGAGCUGCUCCAUUUCAUAUCCCAGAACGUUGAGAACUGUUUCGAUGGUGUUCAUGCUCGCUCUGUUUGUACCUCGUGGCGAUCCAACAUUCCGUUUCCUUCUUGCCUGUUACGCACAAGUUACUCUCUCCCCACGUUUGCCCAGUUCCCUCUCGAAAACAAAGGCUCAUGCACCCUCGAGAAGAUCCCUCUGUUUCUCUUUAGAGUCAAAUCUCCUCCUCCUGCUGCUGCUACGUCACCUUGUGAGUAUUUCUUAGGAGGGAUAAGGCGAGAUGAGUCAGAGCAUCUUAUGGAGCUUCCAUCUCCCCUUCAGUGUUCAGUGAAAGUGAAUAUCCCAGGAAAUGAUCCAGCCUUGUUGAACGUGCUUGACUGCCAGAUCUUCCCUCUGGGUCAUCAGUGCAGAAUGAUUGGUUGGGAUCUUGAAGAAUGGAGGACGACAAACUACAGAGGUGUGGCUUUUCUUCCACUAAACAAUGGAGAGUUCAUUGUUCUUCUCAACUUCACUAAAUCAUUGUUUAUGUCAAGAAGUGAUGAAAUGAGGUGGAUACAGCUUAAGAAAUUUUCAGAUGCUUCGUGCGAGGAAAUAGUUCCUUUUAGAGGCAAGUUUUAUGGAACCAUUCUCAAUAGGGAUCUUUUCGUAAUUGAUCCUUAUUCGCUGGACGUGACUUCGUUGACGCCUUUGCAGCCUCUACGCUCGGUAAAGUAUCUGGUUCCAUCUGGCAAUGAUGAUGAACUUUUCCUAGUUGAGAAAAUCCUCCCUCCUACUGGUGUGUUAGAUUUUUGUCGGUUCGCAUGUAGAGUGAGUAAGCUAGAUGAUGAGGCUGGUAAAUGGGUUGAGGUCAGCGAUGUAGGAGGCCGUGUGUUGUUUAUUGGAUAUCCAGGAAAUGUUUCGUUCUGUGGUAAGGAGCUUCCUGAUGGUUGUGGUCUGAGUGGGGAUUCGUUGUUGUGCACCGGUGGGCCAGGGAAUGUCACUUACUCUUAUAAAUAUGGAGUAAACACAGGACGCGAGGAAGACGACCUCAACUUUUGGAGGAGAUUCUCAGGAGAGAACCGUGUGACGAUCAUUAACACAUCUCCUGUGGUGGCUCUCCAGGUUGAGCGCUAAGGCUGUAAAGUUUUACUUUUUGAUACCUUAAGUCAUCUGUUGGCAUUUCCUAUUGGUUUUUCUUAAAGAUUUUUGUCAUCUUAUGGUACGGUUAUAUGUGGAAAGGUAGAUCACUCGGUGUUCUAGUUUUAAUGUAUUUUUGUUCUUAAACUA
Molecule: messenger RNA, 1508 nt
Organism: Brassica oleracea var. oleracea
Lineage: Eukaryota; Viridiplantae; Streptophyta; Magnoliopsida; Brassicales; Brassicaceae
Product: F-box/kelch-repeat protein At1g64840-like
Exons: 2
Coding region: 213-1355 (380 amino acids)
Source: RefSeq, a predicted model, not a curated record